AUGCAAGACAAAAUGAGAGGAGGAGCAAGCACUUACCAGAAAAACCAAGGGGGAUCAGGAGAAAAAGAAAACCAGACAGACGGAUCCAUGCUACAUCUAAAUACAAAAAAUGGAGAAAAAGCCUCAGGAACCCAAGAUCUCAGGGACCCACCGACCAAACCUCCAGUGAAAGAAGGAGACAAAAAAGAGAAAAAGGAACACAACAGAGAAAAUCCAGGACCCAGCACUACUCACAAGAGGAAACUAUCCCUGAUGACCGAUAAGGCCCAGAAGAAGAAAAAACAGGGAUACCAAUGCUGCUAUAAUCUAUACCCGGACCCAAGAAAUAAUAUUUGCAAAGAAUGUCCCUAUGGAACAUAUGGUUGGAACUGUAAACAGAAAUGUGCUUCAGGUUUUUAUGGACGACUGUGUCUGUCUGUUUGUGAGUGUCCCGACACUGAAUGUGACAGAGUCAACGGAUGUAUUGCAGCGCAGCACAUGGCAAGCGUGUCUUUACCACGGCGCUUAACGACCAUGACUACAGGAUUGGAAACAGGGCGACAAACAACAAAUAUGCCUACACAACAGGACUUAACGAGCCACCGGACAUUUAAAGGGCCAGUCCAUGUAACAGGUAGGACAAUGGGUUUUAGUUGAAUAAGCUGCAAAUAAUAUCAGGGUAUAACUGAAA
This is a messenger RNA of Saccostrea cuccullata (small rock oyster), 670 nucleotides long. RefSeq lists its product as uncharacterized. Bases 1 to 636 code for a protein of 211 amino acids. The record is from RefSeq and is a predicted model, not a curated record. The transcript has 6 exons. NCBI's taxonomy places the organism in Eukaryota, Metazoa, Mollusca, Bivalvia, Ostreida, Ostreidae.